AUGGAAGACCAGAUCAACAUUUCCUACAUAACUCUGUCUGGGUAUGUAGAUCUGAACAAAUACAGAUAUUUUUACUUCUUCACUGUACUCACUGUGUACAUCUUAACAGUCUGCAGCAAUGCUACUAUUUUGUAUCUCAUCUGGAUUCACAAAAACCUCCAUGAGCCGAUGUACAUCUUCAUCGCAGCUUUGCUGUUUAACGGUCUUCUUUACAGCACCAACAUUUACCCAAAGCUUUUGAUUGACUUCUUAUCUGAAAAACCGAUCAUAUCGUAUUCAGCUUGUCUUUUGCAGUUUUUUAUGUUUUACUCUUUUGGUUGCUCAGAGUUCCUCCUGCUAGCAGCCAUGGCCUUCGACAGAUAUGUGGCGAUAUGUAAACCUAUGAGAUACAGAAAUAUAAUGAAAACAAGCACCGUUAGUAUUUUCCUGGUUCUAGCUUGGUCUCUACCUGCUUGUUAUUUUGCAGUGCAAAUAACACUGAGCGCUAAAGCUAAGUUAUGUAAAUUGAACUUGGAAGGAAUAUUUUGCAACAACACUAUUUACUCCCUUCAGUGUGUGAGAUCAACAACAAUCACUGCAGUGGGGAUUGUAGCUUUAUUACAUGUUGUAGUGCUUCCUAUGCUCUUCACAAGCUUCACGUACGCAAACAUAUUUAGAAUAUCUUACCGCAGCUCUAAGCAAUCCAGGAAAACAACAGUAGAGACCUGCGUGCCUCACCUGCUGGUUCUGACCAGCUACUUCUGUUUGAUGACGUACGAUGUGGUUAUAGCCCGAGUGCAGUCCGAUUUCCCCAAAAUCGCACGAUUCAUAAUGACGAUGCAGAUAUCUCUGUAUCACCCUUUGUUGAACCCGUUCAUAUACGGUUUCAAAAUGAGGGAAAUUAACAAACAUCUGAGGAGAUUGUUCAGCUCAGCCAAAAAGGUGCCAGCAGUAAUUCAGUGA
Molecule: messenger RNA, 942 nt
Organism: Xiphophorus couchianus (Monterrey platyfish)
Lineage: Eukaryota; Metazoa; Chordata; Actinopteri; Cyprinodontiformes; Poeciliidae
Product: olfactory receptor 6N2-like
Exons: 1
Coding region: 1-942 (313 amino acids)
Biological process (GO): G protein-coupled receptor signaling pathway; detection of chemical stimulus involved in sensory perception of smell
Cellular component (GO): membrane
Molecular function (GO): G protein-coupled receptor activity; odorant binding; olfactory receptor activity
Source: RefSeq, a predicted model, not a curated record